Messenger RNA from Argentina anserina (silverweed cinquefoil), 8646 nucleotides. Its product is annotated as trans-Golgi network-localized SYP41-interacting protein 1. The record is from RefSeq and is a predicted model, not a curated record. The coding region runs from base 92 to 8209 and encodes 2705 amino acids. The transcript has 9 exons. NCBI's taxonomy places the organism in Eukaryota, Viridiplantae, Streptophyta, Magnoliopsida, Rosales, Rosaceae.
AGAAAGCUGGAUUUAAUGGUGACUGACACGCGGCGGUGGUGAUUUCCGGGGAGGCAGAGUGGGGAGCAAGUACGGAGUGGAUCGGAGACGGAUGGACAAGAACAAGAGCCGUACCGAUCUGCUUGCUGCUGGCCGUAAAAAGCUUCAACAAUACCGUCAGAAGAAAGAUAAAGGCAGUGGAAGCCAGGGAAAAUCCUCGAAAAAGUCUGGAAAAUCAGAGCAGCAUGAGGCUGCAGCUAAACCUGCAGCGUUAUCUCAGGUCCAUGACCGAGAAACUGAGUCCGCUGUAGGUUCUAAUUCAGAAGUUGUCAACACAGCAGACUCUGAUACCGGUGUAGAUGUUGUUGGCCCCUCGGCAGUGCCUAUUACACAAGAGAAAGGUGUAAUUGAAACUGAAUCAGAGAAAAAUGCCGCAUCAACAUCAGAGGAAGUGGGAAUUAGUAAGCCUGAUGCUGACUCUUCUAUUCAGAAUGACGGUGAGAAUACUGGAACUGCUGAUGCUGAUGUGGCAAGGGACAUUUCAUUGGACACUUCACAUACAGUGGAUUCUGGGGGAGGAGCUGAAAAUGUAAAUAUGUCUGUAGAAGAUGAUGAAUCAGCCAUACAUACUUCAGUCGAUAUUACUGAGGGGAUGCCCAUGUCUGGUGAAUCAGAAAUUCCAAGUGCUGUAGCUGAUGUUGGUCCCUCAGUAUUGCCCAUUACAGAGGAGAAAAGUGUGGUUGAAACUGAAUUGGAGAAAAAUGCUAAAUUACCAUCAGAUAAAGUGGAGGAUAGUAAACCUGGUGCUGACUCUUCUGUUCCUAAUGAAGGUGAGAUUACUGGGACUGCCGAUGCUGAGGUGGCAAGAGACAUUUCAUUGGACACUGCACAUACAGUGGAUUCUCGAGGAGAAGCCGAAAAUUUGAGUAUGUCUGAACAAGUUGCUGAAUCAACCCAAAUUGCUCCAGCCGAUAUUACAGAAGGGAUGUCCGUUACUGUUGAAUCGCAAAUUCCUAGUAGCGGGAAGGAGUCUUCGCCUGAAGAUAUCAUUACGUCCUCAGUGCAGGACAGAGAAGAUCAGGUAACAGAUAUUGAAAAGCACUUUGACACGCAACUACAGUUUGAAUAUCGGCAUAAUGGGUUGCUUGAUGAAACAUCUUCUCUUCAUGCUUCACUCGAUGAACUUUGUGAGAAGAACCAAUCUCUUGCUGAAGAGUUUGCACUGUGCAGGGGUGAACUCCAGGCUGUUGCUUUUGAGAAGGAGGAGCUUGGAAACAAAUUUCAUGCGGCAAAGUUGGAGGUUGAAGAGGCUACUUCUAGAGCAAAUGAUCUGCAUAACAACCUGGAAAGGGCACAGCAGGAUGUGUUCAGACUGUCAACAGAAUUAGCUGAUUGUAAAGGUUUGGUACAAGCUUUACAGGUGGAGAAUGAAACCUUAAAUGAGACUAUAGUGUCAGCCGAUGAAGUUAAAAGUAAACUUACUGAACAAAAUAAAUUAUAUAUUGUUGAGAACGAGAAACUUUCAACCGACCUGGUUGAUUGUGAAACUGUAGUGGCCACUCUGCAAGGUCAAAUAUCAAACUUAAAUGGGAGUUUGGACUCAGUAGCACAUGAGAGGGAGCAUCUUUUCUGUGGAAAUGAGAAACUUACAACUGAACUGGCUGGCAGUAAGAAUCUGAUAUCUGCUUUGCAGGCAGAAAUUGCCAGUGUAAGUGGGAGUCUUGGUUUGGUUACGGAGGAGAAGAAGAAACUAGAGGAGGAGAGGGAUUAUUCUGUGCAUGAGAAUGAAAGACUUUUCACUGACCUGGUUGCUUGUGAGAUUUUAGUGGCCACUCUACAGGGUCAAAUUACUCAAAUAUCAAACUUAAGUGGGAAUUUGGACUCAGUAACACAAGAUAGGGAGGAUAUUUUCUGUGAAAAUGAGAAGCUUGCAACUGAACUGGCUGACAGUAAGAAAGUAGCAUCAGCUUUGCAGGAAGAAAUUGCCAGCCUGAAUGGGAACCUUGCUUUGGUUAUGGAGGGAAAAAAGAAGCUUGAGGAGGAGAGGGAGUAUUCUGUGCAUGAGAAUGAGAGACUUUCCACUGAGCUUGUUGUUCUUCAAGAACGAUUUUCUGCAGAACGUGAAGAACGAGUGAGGUUUGAGGUUGACCUAAAAGAAACCACAGAACGCCUUGAGCAGCUCAUCAAUGAAAAUAUUUCUCUUACUAGCAGUCUGGACAUACUUAAAGCUAAGCUGAGCAAGGUUGAAAACAGUGGGUUUGAUAUACCAGCUCCAGCUGGGAACCAAGUUGAACUUAGCAGGGGUCUUGAUCUUGCUAUUGAAAAUGAUAAUUCACAGAAAUUUCAUGGGGAAAUUGAUGGUGAAGCUUCCUUACUGGUGGAUAAAUCUUUAUCUGUUGUAGGGGUUUCACCAAUUUCUAAUAUUGGGAAGGAAGUCGUGGAUGAUUCUGAUAGGUUUAUUGCACUGCAAGGACACUUGGAGAAGGCAGAUAAAAUGUUGUAUAAUCUUGUACAGGAAGUUGAAAGCCUGUGCGCUCAUUCCACAUCCCUAAGCAAGUCAGGUGAUAAAGUGCAUGUACCUCAGGUAUCAAAAAUGAUUCAAGCUUUCGAGUUGAAGGCUCAUUCUGAUGAGCAUGCAGAGGGGCCAACUCUAUCCGAUGAUCAAUCACCAGAGGAUACAGUUGUGUCAGUACAAGGGCAAAUUGGAAACCUGAGAGCAUUAUUUACGCAGUUGCUGCUGGAUGCUGCAAACGCCAGUCUACUGCUUAAGGAGGAGCGAGAUGAUAAGAAACAUGCUGAUGCCACCUCCAGUGAACUAAAGGAUCAGAAUGAGGCCUUAGAAGAAUAUAGCAAGAAACUUGAAGCAACCAACAUUGAGCUCAGGGUCCUAUAUGAAGCUUUAGAAGAACAUAGGGAAAUCAUUGAAUCUAGGAACUUUGAGCUUUUGAAUCUCUGCGAUAGCUUACAACUAGAAGUCACUAAUCUUAAAGCAGAAAACGUGGAAGUUGACAGAAAGCUACAUGUGUGUGAAUCAAGAACUAGUCAAUUGCAGAGUCGAUUGCAUGAUCUACAUCUAAUUUCAAAUGUUAUGGUAUCUCAGAUCCCUGAGCAGUUGGAAAAAUUUCACAAGGUAGCAGCUGAGAAUGUUUUGACACUUGAGUGCCAUUGGAAUUCAACUAUUGAUCCAGUUCUUCAAGCAAUUGGGAAGCUUGAUCAAUCGCUCGGUAGGGUCACCACAACUACAACAGUCACUCACAAUUCUUUGGACAGACUUAGGUAUUCUGUUGCUUCUGUUCAGGAUGCCAUCAGUUUCAUUCAACAAUUGAAGGAAAAACUUGAAAGUUCACAAACAGAUCAUGAAACUGUCUCUACUUUAUUCAAAGAAUUGAAUGAGAAAUAUGAUGAUCUGCAUGGAAAGAAUGAAAUGUCCAGCGAGUUGUUGCAGAAGUUGUAUGGCAACCUUUCUAAAUUUGUCUCAGUUUUGCAUGGGUCUACAGAUGAAAGUAAUAUGUAUGUAGAACCUGAGAAGCUUGCUGAUCCUCUAGAUUACAGUAACUACGCAACCAUUUUAAAACCUGUGGAAUCUUUUUUGAGGGGAAGUCUGCAACUUGAAUCUGUUAACAAGAAGCUAGAUUCAGAGUUGAUGGCUAGAGCUGAAGAAGUUGAGGAACUGAAACAAAGAUGCCUUGAUUCUACUGCUCUGCAAAAGUUAAUAGGAGAUGUUGAAGGGCUGCUGAAAAUGGAACAUCCUGAUUUCCAAUUGACUACAACGCCUGCUUCACACCUUGAAUCACUUGUGUCUUGUCUUAUUCAGAAAUGUGAGGAGGCUGAUGUGCAGGUAAGCUUAUCUAAGGAAGAUUUUGCAUCUAAGGUGGUGGAGCUGACUUCAAUGCAGGCAGAAGUACAGCAGCUAAAUGCCUUGUGUCUCCAGCAUGAAAGUGAACUCAUUGUUCUAAGGGAAAGUUUACACCAGGCGGAGGAAGCACUUCUUGUUGCUCGUUCUGAGAUACAAGGGAAAGGAGAUGAACUUGAACAGUCGGAGCAACGGGUAUCAUCCCUUAGAGAGAAGCUUACCAUUGCAGUCACCAAGGGAAAAGGUUUAAUUGUGCAGCGAGAUGGUCUGAAGCAGUCCCUUAAUGAGAAAUCUGCUGAACUGGAAAGAUUCUCACAGGAAUUGCAAAUGAAAGAUGCUAGGCUUCUUGAGAUUGAAACAAAACUUCAGGCAUAUUCAGAGUCUGGUGAGCGGGUGGAAGCUCUGGAAUCAGAACUUUCUUAUAUUCGCAAUUCGGCUACUGCAUUAAGAGAAUCAUUCCUUCUCAAAGAUUCAGUGCUUCAGAGAAUAGAAGAGAUCUUGGAAGACCUUGAUCUGCCAGAGCAUUUUCAUUCACGAGAUAUUAUUGAGAAGAUUGAUUGGCUGGCUAGGACAGCUACAAACACUUUUCCUGUGACUGAUUCAGAUCAGAAGAGUUCUGCUGGAGGAGGUUCGUACUCUUAUGCUGGUUUUGUUGCUACAGAGUCCUGGAAAGAUGAUGUACAGCCAAGUUCAGAUUCAAGUGAAGAUAUCAAAAAGAAAUAUGAUGAACUUCAGAGUAAAUUUUAUGGGUUGGCUGAACAGAAUGAAAUGUUGGAACAAUCCUUAAUGGAAAGGAACAACAUAAUACAGAGAUGGGAGGAGCUUUUGGACAGGAUUGACAUGCCAUCACAUCUGCGGUCUGUUGAGCCAGAGGAUAGGAUCGAUUGGUUAAGAAAAGCACUUUCAGAAGUGCAGGAAGAUAAUAUGUCUCUCCAGCAGAAGGUUGUUAACCUUGAAAAUCAUUGUUUAUCACUAACUGCUGAUUUGGAAGACUCGCAAAGGAGAGUGGCUGACCUUGAGGCAGACCUCCAAACAUUUAUCCAUGAGAGAGAUCAUCUAUCUGGAAGAUUGGAGGCUCUGGUCAAUGAUUGGGAGAAGCUUUCAACAAAGACAGCUGAAUUUGAACUUGAGAAUGAAAAGCUGCAGAAAGAAGUUACUGAUUUGCAAGAAAAUGUAGCCAAGAUGCAUGGAAAUGAAAAUCAAAUUCUCAGCAUAGAAGCUGACUUAAGAAGAUUAGAGGGUUUGAUUACUGAUGCCUUGGAGAUCUCUGGAUCAAAAUUUGAGUAUUCUGGUGGUAGUAGCAUUGACUGCUUGGAAGGGUUAUUGAAUAAGCUGUUGGAGAGUUAUGAAAUGCUGUCCUUGCGAAAACCUGUGCAUGGGGGUGCAGCUGAAAGUCUCCAUACUGGAGAUGGUGAUGAGACAGUUGUUGGAUCCAGAAGCCUAAAUACACUCGAUUCCCAGGAAUCAGAUAUAGAUGUUCUUAAAAAAGAGUUGGAAGAGGUUCAACAUGAACUUUUGGAUGUGAAGGAGGAGAGGGAUGUAUAUCUAGAGAAGCAACAAUCUAUGACUAGUGAAUUUGAAGCAUUACACAAAAAAGUAAAUGAGUUGCAAGCACUGCUUAAUCAAGAGGAGCAGAAGUCAGCUUCUGUUAGAGAAAAGUUAAAUGUUGCAGUCAGAAAAGGGAAGUCACUGAUACAACACCGUGACAGUCUGAAACAAAGUAUUGAGGAGGUCAACUCUGAGGUGGAACGUUUGAGAUCAGAAAUCAAGAUGGGGCAAGUUAAAAUUGCAGAGUAUGAACAAACCUUCAUGGAAUUGUCUACAUAUCCUGGUCGAGUAGAAGCCUUAGAAUCUGAGACCUUGUUCUUGAGGAAUUGUUUGAAUCAAACUGAGCAGAAUUUGCAGCAGAAAGCAAAUACUUUGAACAUGAUUGUGAAUAUCUUAGAUAAAAUUGAUGUAGGGGGGGAUAUUAACUCUCGUGAUCCAGUUUUGAAGUUAGAACAAGUUGAAAAAAUGUGCGUUGAUUUGCGCGCAGAUGUAACUUCUUCUGAGCAAGAGGCUAGGAAAUCAAAAAGAGCAGCAGAGCUACUCCUUGCAGAACUGAAUGAGGUUCAAGAGAGGAAUGAUGGUCUCCAGGAAGAGCUAGCAAACUCUGUCGACGAACUUUCUGUACUCUCCAAGGAAAUGGAUCUUGCUGUGGUCGGCAAACUUGAAGCUGUUUCAAGUCUUGAAAAGUUAUCUACUGCUCAGUCCAAGGAAAGGAAAAACCAAUUUUCUGAAUUUGCUGGGCUGAAAUCUGGUGUAGAUCAACUCAGGAUGGGUUUCCAUGAUAUUAGCAAUUCAUUGGCCGGUCUUUUUUACAAUGAGUUGGAAUUUUUGAAUAACCUGGAGUCUGGUAUUGACUCAAUUCUCAACUUGAAUAGUGCUAAUGUGGUUGAUGUUCACCCUUUCACUGCAGCUGGUGGGUUUCUAAUGAGCAAUUCAAACAAGGAUAACUCUAUUUCAAUGGAUCCUUGGUCAGACCCCAAUUUGCAUGGGAAUUUUGAUGAAAAUUUUGUCAUCGAAACCUUCACAUACACAGCACAUUAUUUGCAAGAGCUCAAGACGGAUAUUAAUGGGCUUAAAGAAAAAUUGGAUGAACACUCAAUGUCUUUGCAUAACAAAACUGGCAGUAUAUCCAGAUUGGUGGGAAUUGUUCAUGGAGAGAUAACUUCCAAAAAAGAGUCAUUGGAAGCUUUGAGGAGAGACUUUUUGCAGAUGGAAGUGGUGAAGAAGGAAAAGGACAAGGAGCUUCUUGUCUUGCAUAGAAAUGCUGCCUUGCUUUUUGAAGCAUGCACUAGUUCAGUUGUAAAAAUAAACAGAAGAAAAGCUGAACUGGUGGGAAAUAGUUGGGCUGUUGGAGAUUUGGGAAUGACAUCAAAAACGACAGAAUUUCCCUCUUUAAGUGGAGAGGGUCAGCUGUACUCUGAGGAAUCUGUUAGGUCAUUGACAGACAGGCUAUUGUCGGCUGCUAAUGAUUUUGCUUCUCUGACAGCUGAAAUAGUGGAAAGCAGCCAAAAGGAAAUGAAGCUUACCAUUUCAAAUUUGCAGAAAGAGCUUCAAGAGAAGGACGUUCAAAAGGAGAGGAUUUUCAUGGAGCUUGUAAGUCAAAUCAAGGAAGCUGAAGCUACUGCAAGCAGCUACUCGGAGGACCUUGAAUCUUCGAAAACUUUGGUGCAUGAUAUGGAGAAACAGUUGGAAGCUAUGAGAGGUGAACGUAACGUAUUUGAGCAGCGAGUGAAGGAGCUGGAAGGUUAUCAGGGCACCUCUGAUGAGUUACGACAGAGGAUCAGAUCACUAACUGAUGUGCUUGCUGCCAAAGAUCAUGAAAUUGAGGAGCUUAUGCAAGCACUUGAUGAAGAGGAGGUACAGAUGCAAGGUAUCACUUCCAAGAUCAAGGAACUGGAAAAGAUUGUGGAACAAAAGAACUUAGAAUUAGAGAACCUUAAGGCUUCUCGUGGGAAGGUUAUGAGAAAGCUUUCGAUCACUGUGAAUAAGUUUGACGAGCUGCAUCAUCUAUCUGCAAGCCUCCUUGCCGAAGUUGAAAAACUGCAGUCACAAUUGCAAGAUCGGGAUGCAGAGAUUUCUUUCUUGAGGCAAGAGGUCACUAGGUGCACCAAUGAUGUUCUGGUUGCAUCACAAGUCAGUAACAAGGGAAGUUCAGAUGAGAUCCAUGAGUUACUGACAUGGUUCAAUAUUAAUAUUGCUCGUUUUGGGGUGCACAGUGAGUAUCUUGAAGAUAAGAACAACAGUGACGUCCCUGAACAAAAGGAAGUACUCAAGAAGACAAUUGAUUCUAUAUUAUCUGAAUUGGGGGAUCUGCGGGCUUCAGCUCAAAGAAAAGAUAUAUUGUUGCAAGAAGAAAGGACUAAAGUAGAAGAAUUAACACACAAGGGACAGACUCUUGAGAAGUCUCUGCGGGAGAAGGAAUCACGAUUAAAUCUGCUUGCAGGUGUGGAAGACGACCGGGCAACUAGCUCAUCCUCAGAGAUUCAUGAAGUUGAGCCUGCGAUUAACAAAUGGGCGGCAUCUGGUUCCUCCAUUGCAUCUCAAGUCCGCAGUUUACGCAAAGGCAAUAGUGAGCAAGUUGCAAUUGCCAUAGAUAUGGAUCCUGGGAGUACUAGUAGAUUGGAAGAUGAAGAUGAAGAUAAGGUUCAUGGUUUUAAGUCACUCACUACAUCAAGAAUGAUUCCUAGAUUUACAAGACCUGUGACUGACAUGAUCGAUGGCCUCUGGGUUUCUUGUGAUCGAACGCUAAUGCGACAACCAAUUUUGCGGCUUGGUAUUAUAUUUUAUUGGGCCUUUCUGCAUGCGCUUCUUGCUAGUCUUGCGAUUUAAAAAGCUGAUUGGAUUCUCAUUUAAUUUUAAGGCGAGAUGGACAUGGGUCGCGAAUAUGUUUAUUUUGGACUAUCAAUUGGAGCUUAAUCUGCUCUCUUUUUUUGGCCUUGCUAUAGAAUACUUUAGAGAUUCAUUUAUUAUUCUCAACCAGGCAACCUAGAUUCCAAUGUUUUUAUCUGAAGGAAUCCUAGAAACUUGGUUGCAUGAUAAGGAAAAGAGAUUCAUGAUAGGGCAACAUAGAUUACUGAUUACCCAAAACUCAACCAAAGCUUGUACAUCAUAGCUGUUAUAAAUUUAGGUUCUCUACAAAUUUAGGGAAUUUAGUUAUACAAACUCCGAUUCAGUGUUUUGUAUGGUUACUCGUGUAAAAGUCGGCAUGCGUUAAUGCUUUGACCCAGUUUUUUUUACUAGAAGGUAUAAAAUUGAAUUGGUUGGUU